Molecule: messenger RNA, 2035 nt
Organism: Lonchura striata (white-rumped munia)
Lineage: Eukaryota; Metazoa; Chordata; Aves; Passeriformes; Estrildidae
Source: RefSeq, a predicted model, not a curated record
UUGCAUAUUGCCCGGGCCAUAAAGCCGGGCCGAGGCGGCGCUGGCGGUGCUGGGCGCUCCCCGGGCUGCCCCGUCUGUCGCUGCACUCCGGCGCCGCGCUCCUGGCUUAGUCAUCCUUUGGUCCCGCGGCAGGAGGCGAGAUGUGGAGGAAGGCGCUGCUGGCCGCCGUGUGCCUCUGGCUGCGCUGGGCGGCUCCGGGCGCAGAAGGCAAAAACAAUUUUGAGGGAAUCGAGAGCAAGUUUUCCUUACGGACACCUGCAGAGCCCGAUGAGGAUGUCUGCUACCUGGUUCCUGGGCAGGUGAACAGCCUGGCACGGUGCAACUUCAAUCACACCAGUAAAACCUUUGUGGUGAUCCAUGGGUGGACGGUGACAGGGAUGUAUGAGAGCUGGGUCCCGAAGCUGGUGGAUGCUCUGUACAAGAGGGAGCCAGACUCAAAUGUCAUCGUGGUGGACUGGCUGGUUCGAGCUCAGGAGCACUACCCGGUGUCGGCUGCGUACACCAGGCUGGUGGGAAAGGAUGUUGCUACUUUUAUUGACUGGAUGGAGGAGGAAUUCAAUUAUCCCCUCAACAAUCUCCACUUGCUGGGGUACAGUCUAGGUGCUCAUGCUGCUGGGAUUGCUGGGAAUCUGACCAAAAAGAAGGUGAACAGAAUUACUGGGCUGGAUCCUGCUGGUCCUACCUUUGAGUAUGCUGAUGAAGUCACUCGCCUCUCCCCGGAUGAUGCUGAGUUUGUGGAUGUCCUACACACCUACACCCGAGGCUCUCCAGACCGCAGCAUUGGGAUCCAGAAGCCUGUUGGACAUAUUGAUAUUUAUCCCAAUGGUGGAGGUUUCCAGCCAGGCUGCAAUUUGGGAGAAGCACUGCGUCUGAUUGCUGAGAAAGGGCUUGGAGAUGUGGAUCAGCUGGUGAAAUGCUCCCAUGAGCGAUCCAUCCACCUCUUCAUCGACUCUCUCCUCAAUGAAGAAAAGCCAAGCAUGGCUUACCGCUGCAACACAAAGGAGGCCUUUGAGAAGGGCCUCUGCCUGAGCUGCCGCAAGAACCGCUGCAACAAUCUGGGUUACAAGGUCAACAGAGUGAGAACAAAGAGGAACACCAAAAUGUAUCUGAAAACCCGUGCUCAGAUGCCCUAUAAAGUCUUUCAUUACCAGGUCAAGAUCCAUUUCUUUGGAAAGACUAACAUGACCAAGACAAACCAGCCAUUCCUGAUCUCUCUCUAUGGCACCCUAGCUGAGAGUGAGAACAUUGGUUUCACACUGCCUGAAGUCUCCUCAAACAAGACCUUCUCCUUCCUGAUUUACACAGAAGUGGAUAUUGGAGACCUGCUUAUGGUGAAGCUGCAGUGGGAAAAAGACACUUUCUUCAGCUGGUCAGACUGGUGGACUCCUUUUACAUUUGACAUCCAGAGAAUCAGAAUGAAGUCAGGGGAAACUCAGAAAAAAGUGGUGUUCUGCUCUCGAGAUGGCACUUCGCGUCUCAGCAAGGGAGAAGAGGCAGCAAUAUUUGUGAAAUGCUCGGAGCAGCCUGCCAACAGGAAGAGAGGAGGGUACAAGUAAUCACUACUGGUUUUAGAUUGUUUUAUUACCACUGGAGUGUACCAAGAAAGCCUCGAAAGAAAAUUCUGCUCAUGAAUCUGCUUAAGUGACAAGAAAAAAGAUUUUUCACACUGGGGAGGAGAAGAGUCUGUUCAUCCCAUAGUGGACUGGAUGUUCAGAACCAAAUAUAUAGAAAUAUUUAUCCGCUGCUGGAUUUUUGCCUGCUAUUCCUAGCUAUUUUAGCGACUUCUUGUAAAAAAGUCUCAGCAUAUGAAGUUACUAACCAUAAAGAUACAUUAUCCAAAUAGUUAAAAAUGAAAGAAACGUGCAAAACUAAUUGCCAAAUUUUGGAGUGAUGAAAAGAUAUAGGCAAUUUUGCUUAAUCACGGUGCCUUGAGCAAGGUUUCUUGACAUUAGAUCCUAUAUAGCAAUUUUUUAAUAUUUAUUGAAAAGAAACAAAGCCCUGUACUUGGUUUUAUUUUAUAUUGCUGUUUUUGUUU